Molecule: messenger RNA, 1914 nt
Organism: Paecilomyces variotii
Lineage: Eukaryota; Fungi; Ascomycota; Eurotiomycetes; Eurotiales; Thermoascaceae
Exons: 3
Coding region: 1-1914 (637 amino acids)
Biological process (GO): post-transcriptional tethering of RNA polymerase II gene DNA at nuclear periphery; transcription elongation by RNA polymerase II; poly(A)+ mRNA export from nucleus
Cellular component (GO): transcription export complex 2
Molecular function (GO): double-stranded DNA binding; RNA binding
Source: RefSeq, a predicted model, not a curated record
AUGGCUGCACCAGGGCCAGUUGUUCUGAACGACUUCUUGCGCAGCAUCGCGGAGUUGACGAACGAACGCGAUGGCGCAAAGCUGCAGGAUUUCCUGCAGUUGGAGCCCCCUCUGCCCGAAAUAUACCAGAAGAUGGCACUGGAGUUGAGACAAUACUAUCCAGCAAAUACACAAGGUGACGCGGAAUUGCUCAAGCGUUGUGAGGCAUUGGUACCUCGAAAUCGUUCCGGUCCGCCCUGGACGGCGUUUCCGGUCUUCAUGAAGCUCUAUUUCACCUUCCUGCGAGACGCCAACGUCGAAAACCUCCUCGAGACGUACGACAUGCUGAAGGGAUUACUGAAUCAAUGUGUUCUCGCUCUGGGAGACAGUCAAAUGGGGGUCAUCGUUCUUCCAACGGUCCUGUACCUCUCAAAAGUUCUAUCGAAGCUGGCCAUGGGCCUCGAUCGCCGGCCCGAGUUGGUUGCCCAUCUCCUCCGACAGGAAGGCCGUCUAGACCGGGAAGAGGCCACAGAAAAGGUUACCCUGGUGGAACAGUCGGCAAACGUGGUUCGCGAAGCGUUCAUCAAAUGUCUGACGGACCGAAGCGGCACGCCGGGUACACAGGGGAAGCCGGAAGGAAGACGAGUGGGCAUAUACCUUAUGGCCAACGUCUGCUUGAAGCUCCUAUUCCAGUGUGGUAAACUGCGAAAUGCGGAACAAAUGUUCGCCAGCAUAAGCGCUCAGUCUCCUCCUCUGGAAUAUUUCCCGGCCUCUCAGAGGGUAACAUAUCUUUAUUACCUUGGACGUUACCUCUUUUCUAAUAAUCUCUUUUAUCCCGCUCAAACUGCCUUACAAGCCGCCUACGACCAGUGUCAUCGACAGGCAAUGAGCCAGAAGAAUCUGAUUCUCACCUAUCUUAUUCCUUGUAAUAUUGUCUUGGGCCGAUUUCCAUCCGCAGCACUGUUGCAGAAACCAGAAGCACAGGGCCUCGCAGAUAAGUUUGUUCCGCUGUGUCAGCUCAUUCUCAGUGGGGACUACAUUGCCUUCAGACAGUACUUGGCCUUUGAUUCUCCCGAGUUACAGUGGUUUGCCCGCAAAGGCAUUCUGCUUCAACUUCGCAAUCGAUGCGAGAUCCUUGUUUGGCGCUCACUCACACGCAAGGUCUUUAUCCAUGGCGGUUUCCAUGGCGAUUCGCGCGCCCAGGCCCAACGUGGUCCACCGCCAUUCUUGUAUCUGAACAAGUUAGAAACAGUCGUGAGAUGGCUCCAAGCUCGUCACGAGCGUCCAGGAAUGGAGGCCAUAGGGACAACCAGCCUGUUUGGGGCAGUCAAGCGACCUGAUCUUGCAAAAGAUGCAGCGGCCCAGGAGAGUGAGUAUGGGUCCCAGGUUGUGUAUCAUCCCCCUGACAAUGACUUUUCCGGUUUGGGGGAUAAUUCCAUACAAGCUGCCGAGACUACUCAUCAUACGGACUUCGAUGAUUACGCAGCACCAGACGGAUUCUUCGACGCGCAAGGUGAAUGGCAAGAAAACCCGGUAGGUGCACUUGUAGACGGUGAACCCAAUGACGACUACGGUCAAUACGAGCUCAACCCGUAUCCUGGCGGGAAUAAAGCCCAGGACCGCGACCAACUUUUGAUGGCCGAACUUGAAUCUAUACUCGCAUCUCUGCUGACGCAGGGUCUAAUGCGUGGAUAUUUGACCCACAAGAACCCUCGUUUUGCCAUCCCUGGAGCACGGCUGAAGGGUGCGCUUCCUACAGGCUUCCCCAAUGUUUGGCAGACAAUCUCUGCACGGGAGAGUGAAGACGACUCCGUGCCUGGCUGGGUACGGAUACCCGCUCAGUCUGCUUUCAACGCGAGGGCGAAUACUUUCGACGGGGCUGGCGGUGGCCGUGUUGUGAACCUAAGCGGUGCGAGGCCCGUCGGCGUUCAGUGA